GGCACCCACGCCGCCUGUCAUGGAAGGGGUUGCCGCCAGCCUGUCUGCCAGCGACACUGAGGAAACUACUCAAAGAACCCAUGCGAGUGGGACUUUCGACUUCCUCGACCGGACUCAGCAUUCAGGAAUCACAACAGACUGCGAUACCUGUGUGGAAAUAGAGGACAGAAAGGUUUCAAGACAACAGAUGAAUUGUGAAAGAGAGCAGCUAAGGGGUAAUCAGGAAGCAGCCGCCGCCCCGGACACAAUGGCUCAGCCUUACGCCUCGGCCCAGUUCGCCCCCCCUCAGAACGGCAUCCCCGCGGAAUACACGGCCCCUCAUCCCCACCCCGCGCCAGAGUACACGGGCCAGACCACCGUCCCCGAGCACACGCUGACCCUGUACCCUCCUGCCCAGUCGCUCUCGGAGCAGAGUGCCGCCGACACCAGCGCGCAGACUGUCUCCGGCACCGCCACACAGACAGAUGACGCAGCACCGACGGAUGGCCAGCCCCAGACACAGCCUUCUGAAAACACGGAAAAUAAGUCCCAGCCCAAGCGGCUGCACGUCUCCAAUAUCCCAUUCAGGUUCCGGGAUCCGGACCUCCGACAAAUGUUUGGCCAAUUUGGUAAAAUCUUAGAUGUUGAAAUUAUUUUUAAUGAGCGAGGCUCAAAGGGAUUUGGUUUCGUAACUUUCGAAAAUAGUGCCGAUGCGGACAGGGCGAGGGAGAAAUUACACGGCACGGUGGUAGAGGGCCGUAAAAUCGAGGUAAAUAAUGCCACAGCACGCGUAAUGACAAAUAAAAAGACCGUCAACCCUUACACAAACGGCUGGAAAUUGAAUCCAGUUGUGGGUGCGGUCUACAGUCCCGAAUUCUAUGCAGGCACGGUGCUGUUAUGUCAGGCAAGCCAGGAGGGACCCUCCGUGUACACUGGCCCCAGUUCUCUUGUAUAUACUUCCGCAAUGCCCGGCUUCCCGUAUCCAGCCGCCACCGCCGCGGCCGCCUACCGAGGGGCGCACCUGCGUGGCCGUGGCCGUGCCGUGUACAACACCUUCCGGGCCGCGGCGCCCCCGCCCCCGAUCCCGGCCUACGGCGGUGUUGUUUACCAGGAUGGAUUUUAUGGUGCAGACAUCUAUGGUGGCUACGCUGCUUACCGCUACGCCCAGCCUACCCCUGCCACUGCGGCUGCCUACAGCGACAGUUACGGACGAGUUUAUGCUGCCGACCCCUACCACCACACACUUGCUCCAGCCCCCACCUACGGCGUUGGUGCCAUGAAUGCUUUUGCACCCUUGACUGAUGCCAAGACUAGGAGCCAUGCUGAUGAUGUGGGUCUCGUUCUUUCUUCAUUGCAGGCUAGUAUAUACCGAGGGGGAUACAACCGUUUCGCUCCAUACUAAAUGACAAAACCAUAAAAACCUUCCAAUGUGGGGAGAAAGGAAGCUUUCCGAGGCCUGGGUAUUGCAAUACAUGCAGUAGUGCAUCAUUUUAGCAACUCUAAAAAAAUAAAAAGUCAAAAGAGGAAAAAAAUUACAUUUUUUAUCUUAUACCUCAGAUAUUUUGUUCUGUGUAUUUUAAUAUUGUGGGUCUUUAAUUUCUGAAGGUUCCGUAGUUUGGUCGCUGGCUGUAGGAGUUUCUGUGGUUGACCUAGAGAGAUGCUAGAUAUGAAUAAAAACUGGUUUAGGGCCAUAUCCAGAGUGCUAUAUCCUGUAAAUGAAUUCUAUAUGCUGAAUAUUAAGCUACUGGGGUUAUCAGCUGUUGGGAAAGAGUGUAAGUGACUGCAGUAGUCAUUUCUUUCUGCAUCUGCAUUAUUUUAUUUUAUGAAAGGGGAAGGGUGGGAGGGACGAAGGGGAUUGGGACUGGGGUUUGGCUGAAAGCAAAACAAAUUAGUAACUGAUGAAUCUAAACGACCCGCUGCACCAACGAUCCCGUAUCACCGGUUCUGAGUUACUCAUUGUCAGUUCAAGCCAAAGGUGACGUGGGCAAGAAGGGGUGGGGUGGGAGGGGUUAGCAGCGCAGGUGAACCUGAGUUAAAGGAAACUGUGCAAACCCACCCUCAACACUGUCCUGCCGGCAGCCUCUGCUUCUCAACCAGCCGGUAGUUAUUCAGGCCAAACCCGCUAGUUAGACCAUCCACAAGCAUUCUUUUUAUAUUUCUUCCAGUCUAACAAAUGAUUGAUAUCAUUGCUGACUUUUAUAUUAUGGGAGGGAAAAAAAAAUAACAUUAAUAAAAAGGUGAUAAAAAGCACUGUUUCUAUUUUUUUCUUUUUUUCCAAAAAAAGAAAGUAAUAAAAACUUAAAUUCUUUGUACCAGUUAAAAAAAAUGUAUAAAAUUUACAUCUGUGCAGUGGAGUUGUUAAGUUCUAGAAACAGUCUAGGAAGCUUUAGUUUUAGCCUAGUUACAACAAUUGUUAGAGACAGACGUAUAAUUUUUAUGGAAUUACAUGAUAAUCAUAUUCGGAUUUCUAGAAGCAUUUUACAAGUAUUCCGAUCGUUGAUAGAGAUAAUCGUGGUGUUUUCAUCAGCUUGGUACUUUUGACACCCGACUGUGUUAUGUGAGCAAUCUGCAAUUUUUCAGUCCGUGAGAACUGCCCUCCACUCUUCCCCAAGCCCGAGGAUUAUGUCCACCCAGUAUCUUUAGUUCUGUCUCCAAGGCCCAGGACACUUGUCAGAAGGAAGCAAAAAAAAAAAAAAAAAAAACUAGGUCCACCUCGUCACCCCAAGAACAAAGCCCCCCAUCUCUGCAACAGGGCCAGAGUGACACAGCCGAAAAAUUGCAGUUUGUCUGUAUUUCUUCUGUUUGAGCUGUUUCCAUGUUGUUCUGUUUCCAAGUUCACCUAAGUUGGGGUAUCUGUCACGGGUCUUCCUGUUUUUGUAUUUAAACCAACAGCAGCGAGCUGUCCCCCGAGUAGUUCUGCUGCCCUAGUUAACCCUUCAUGUGGACGGUCUGGCCCGUCCAGCCCUCUAGCGAGUCACGGACUCACCCGCUGUGAACCUGCCGAUCCGCUGUAACAACUCUGCUUUCAAACAAAACCCAACAAAACUUAAAAAAAAAAAAAAAGUGUUUGUGAUCCAGCUUUCUCUUUUCAUCCUAUGUGCAUGCAGUAACACCGGUUGGAUAUUAAACCAUCAAUAAAGUCUCACAAGAUUUGAAAACAAAGUUUCUGUAGCUUCGCUAUCCAA
Condylura cristata (star-nosed mole) is the source of this 3164-nucleotide messenger RNA. RefSeq names its product RNA binding protein, fox-1 homolog (C. elegans) 1 (gene RBFOX1). Bases 20 to 1381 code for a protein of 453 amino acids. Gene Ontology annotation, cellular component: nucleus; cytoplasm. Gene Ontology annotation, biological process: regulation of alternative mRNA splicing, via spliceosome; nervous system development. The transcript is spliced from 17 exons. The record is from RefSeq and is a predicted model, not a curated record. NCBI's taxonomy places the organism in Eukaryota, Metazoa, Chordata, Mammalia, Eulipotyphla, Talpidae. Gene Ontology annotation, molecular function: mRNA binding.